Molecule: messenger RNA, 1227 nt
Organism: Auanema sp. JU1783
Lineage: Eukaryota; Metazoa; Nematoda; Chromadorea; Rhabditida; Rhabditidae
Source: the annotation of a GenBank genome assembly
AUGACUCAUAUGGACCUCUCGUCUGUUUUAUCAAUUGGUGGAAGUGCCGUUUCGUUUUUUCCUUUCUCAUCAACACCUAGUCCUUCAUUUCAUCAUUCAUAUUUUGGUCAAAAAAGUGAUGCAAAUUCCACGGCAGAAAUGCAUUUAUUUUGUAAAUCGACAGCAUCGAAGGUACGGCAGCGGCAUGAAUGGCAGGAGAAGUAUGGAGUACUAGGAUCUCCAUUUAAAACAAGCCGAGCGAGACGAGGAGCCUUGUUCUGUCGCUCAGGAACAUGGCUCGAAAUUCUAGGUGAAGCGCCUGAAAAUUCCAUUGAACGCGAAACAAUCCGUGGCUCAUCCACCGAAAACACCCAAUAUGGAAUUUUAGAUUUUAUAUCAGUUGCUAUAGGCUUAAUUAGCAUACGAGGUGUUCAAUCAAAUCGUUUUUUAUGUAUGAAUAGCGAAGGAAGUUUAUAUUCGACGCCGAUCUCAAAUUAUUCAUCUGAAUGUAUAUUUAUGGAGGAAAUGAUGGAAAAUUAUUAUAAUUUAUAUUCAUCAUGUACUUAUGGAUCACGUAAGAGGCCAUGGUACGUAGCUUUACGUCGCACCGGAAUACCGCGAAAAGGAAAGAACACAAGACGACGUCGGAAAGCCAGUCAUUUUCUUGUUAUCCAUUAUGAUAGAACAUCUAUCGCUCAAAAUUAUAUUUCGGAAGGGCAAUAUGGUUUUUCACGGCGGCUUCUCUCAAACCUACGUCAGCAGUCAUUGAUGAAGCUUCGAAAAAAAUAUCAAAAGAACUUGAAAAUUCCCAGUUCGUCGACGAAUGCUCAACAGUUGCCAACUGUUCCGAAAGGAUCAAACUUAAAUCAAAAACGAAAAAAUCGAAAAAAAAUAAAAAGUCGUCGUGAAGAGCGACUUCUUCAAGAAGAACUACGACGACAACAGCGACGAGAAGAUAUUCGUCGUUUACGUGAAGAAGAAUUGAAAAGAAACAAAGAUCGGCUUUAUGGUGAAGCUCUACAUCGUUCAUCACAUGCUAUUCCAUCUGCUGUAACAUUACCUUCUUCAGCUUCUUAUCCAGCUUCUUUAUCAAAAAAUUCUCCGCCCGUAUACGUUCCACCAAGGAUAUCAUCUGGAGCUGUAUCAACUACUCCACGUCUAUCUGGCGCUGGACUACAGAUUCGUCCACGUCGAAUAUCAUUAACGACAACAACAACUUCAGCAUUUUCUAGAACACAUAAUUUAUAG